Dufourea novaeangliae is the source of this 2835-nucleotide messenger RNA. RefSeq lists its product as uncharacterized. The coding region runs from base 1 to 2835 and encodes 944 amino acids. The record is from RefSeq and is a predicted model, not a curated record. The transcript is spliced from 5 exons. Lineage: Eukaryota; Metazoa; Arthropoda; Insecta; Hymenoptera; Halictidae.
AUGAAGCUUCAUCUGGUGGCUACGGCUGUGUGGAUAGCAGCCGUGACAGCGACAUUGGAAUCCGAUUCCCAUGGAAACUGGAGCAACGAAAAGGUGGUUCCAGAACGGAGGUACGAUAAAGGUGAUGGCCAAGCAAAGGAAGAAAUAAAAGUCCUCGAAAGCCACUAUAUACUCAACGUCAAUCAUAAUGAAGGGAUCCGUAACUCUACUCAGCCCAACAACCCUGACGACGCGAAGAACGAGGCGUUGAAGCUCAUCGCCUCGAAUGAAAAUAACGCUGCCACGAAUGGGACAUAUAGUGACAACCCACAACGCUUCUCCAAGCAACUGGUUCAACCGUACCUGUUCCACAGGGAAGAGAAACAACCUCAGGAAAGUACUAUAAGUGAAUCAAAUACUGUUCAAAGACCGACAAGGACCAGUCAGAAUACAUCCAACGAUGCUGUCACAGUGGAGUAUCUUCCAUCACAAGAGAUUACGGUUACUCAGGAUUCAAACAUACCACCCAAAUACCCUGUUGCCCAAGAGAACAGCUCCAACGACCUAGGUUAUUCUGUUCCCGACGAUAAACUGGACGUAGAAGCAGUUGGAGAAUUCGGUCAGAGAGUUCGUUCGCCACUAUUGAGGCAAAGAAACAACAACUUCAAUCGAGUGAAGUCCAGACAGCCUGUUGACACUGUAUCCUCUUCCGAAGACUACAGAAAACAGCACAGAAAGUAUUUUAGACCCUUAGGGACUAAGAAACUGAACGUUUCAGAAAGUACUCUGAACACGUCCUCCGAAGAUCGAGUUAUCUUUUCACCGGUUACAACCGGAGAACCACAGAGAAUUCUUAAACAGAAGGAUAUUGAAGAGGAUACGAAGCACAACUUGGACCUGCAUUACACUGUCUCGACCAAGGAUACUAUCUCGUCCACUGUCAGCCCAACAGUGACAGUGUCCCUUGGAAAAUUCUCUGGCCCAAUUGUGGUGCCUGAUCUGCCUCGUCAGAAGAAAUAUCCUUCAGCCAUAACUGAUUAUUUAGCAAAUAAUGAGGCAGCCAAACCAAUCCCAUCAGAACCUACGAGAACAAAGGGAUCAGAUGCAGGAUACCUAGCAGCUCCACCAGUUAUUCUGAAUCCCCUUCAGGUUGGCGUUGCGUUAAUGAAUGCAAAGGAAGAUUUAAAUUCGUUCAACGACCCUGUCACAUUAGCCAAAGACUAUUCCCAAGAUGAGAUUCAACCCCCAGAAUCCGUUGUUUCUAAUCCAGCCAGUGCUGUUCAAAAUGACUCUAUAGAUUCAGGUAAUUCUAACCUACAAAAUGAUCAAUUGUCAGAACAGGAGCAGAUCUCUGAGACACUGAACUCCCCUGCACAUUCGGUCGAGAUUCAGAAAUCGGUAGAGAUAUAUCACACAGCGCCUAUACAGGAAAUACAUUAUCCCAUGGAGUAUGUACCAAAUAUCGAGCAACCUCUACCGAAGCAGAACGACUACAGAAAGUUUCAGAAAAAUCAGUUGUUCAAGGAUAGGAGACCUGGCCAGCUCAAUGUCUACAAAAGCAAUGAAAUCACCGAUGAAAUAAUUCCUGUUAAUAGUCAAGACAGAGAUCGUUACGAGUACAACGUAAAUGAAAAUGAUGUUGUCUAUUCGGCUACUAAUGGACAAGUGGAUCAAGUGUACCGUCCAGUGGAUAACAAGCCUGUGUUUGGGGUUAGGGAACAAUUGGACAAUUCACAACCUUCUGGACUUCAGGGGAACCCCGAAAAAGGUCAAUCAACGAUCGUCUCGCAACAGCCCUCCAGAGUGGUAGAGGACUUAUCGAGUCUAGCAAACUUGGAAAGUUCUCAAGGUACCCAAGAGGUUCCUCAAAUUCUAUUAUCCAAACCUACAAACGAUCCAACAGAACUCAGGCUGUUAAUGUCCGCGCCACAACCGUACCCUGUUGAAAAGAUCAUCGAGAAGACAGUCCACGUGCCUCACGCCCUAGACGUGGUAGAGAAAACUGUGCCUUAUCCAGUGGAGAAGGUAAUAGAGAAACAGAUAACAAUCCCACAACCGUUCCCCGUGCAUGUGCCAAUCGACAGAAUAGUGGAGAAGCAGAUACGUAUCCCUUAUCCAGUGCAUGUGGAGAAGGUGAUCGAGAAGAAGAUACCCUUUACGAUCCAGAGGUUGAUCAUACCGUUCCCAAUGCAUCACUUCAGAGUGCCACAAUCAGUUCCAAUCCCGAUAGAGAAGAUAGUGGAGAAGCCUGUAGAGAAGCCAGUGCAUAUAUCUAGGCCGUAUUCCCUAGAAGCUGCAAAGCUAGUUAAAUCUGUGACGAUUCCAGUUUAUAACGUUCAGAAAGAUGAGAAUUACCAACCACUAGUGAUCAGACAGCAAAGUUUCCAAACAUUACCUGGGCCCUCGUACAGCUCUAUAGGCGAUGAUCAGGUUUAUUACAACACCACACAGCUAUAUGGUCUCGGUUACGCAGCCUUAAACCGCCCCUUAGGCAGGCAACAAGUUGUACAUACACUGCCAAAGAAGUUUGGAUCGUACGGAGUCCAGUAUCCGCAUUCUGUCGCUUAUUCGGCGUUGGUUAACAAUGGCAAUUCUUUGUCCUACGGUAGGGGCAACGUCGAGAAGGAUAAAAUCCACGACGAAUACGUGGGUCCUGUGCCGAGAAAAGCCCUAAUAGGAAUACAAUCGAAAUCAAUACAGUACAGCCCACCGAAUAUCCAGGCGACUAUGAGGAGAACCAGACAAGAGGGAGGGAAUACUGGUAGCUUUAGACAGUCGAAGAUGGAAUAUGGUUUCAAACCACCUAUGGUGCCUUCUGUCCAAUAUGACGAGCAAACUGCCACUAAAGUGGAGUAG